CGGAGUGACCUUCCCGGGGUGGCUAGUUGAAGAGAGGCAAUACCACCAGCAGACCGGUAGCUAUACACAUCACAGUCCGCAGCACCAGCCGCAGAAAUGAAUAGCAACUUAGCAGGGGACGAAAUCGGGAAGCUCUUUGUGGGUGGCUUAGAUUGGAGUACCACGCAGGAGACGUUGCGAAACUAUUUCUCUCAGUAUGGGGAAGUAGUUGACUGCGUCAUUAUGAAAGACAAGACUACAAAUCAGUCACGAGGUUUUGGGUUUGUGAAGUUUAAAGACCCUAACUGCGUGCGGACAGUGCUAGAGACGAAACCUCAUAACCUGGAUGGUAGGAAUAUUGACCCAAAGCCAUGUACCCCCCGUGGAAUGCAACCUGAAAAAACAAGAUCAAAGGAUGGUUGGAAGGGAAGCAAAAGUGACAGCAAUAAAUCAAAGAAGAUCUUUGUUGGUGGAAUCCCUCACAACUGUGGUGAACCUGAACUCAGGGACUAUUUCAGUAGAUUUGGAGUGGUUACAGAAGUGGUAAUGAUCUAUGACGCGGAGAAACAGAGGCCCCGAGGUUUUGGAUUUAUUACUUUCGAGGCCGAACAAUCAGUGGACCAGGCUGUCAACAUGCAUUUUCACGACAUCAUGGGCAAAAAAGUGGAAGUGAAGAAGGCUGAACCUCGGGAUAGCAAGGCCCCUGGUCCUGGGCAACCUGGAGCUAACCAAUGGGGACCCAGAGGAAUUUUGAGUACAGCCAAUGGCUGGUCAGCACAGCCGGCUCAAGGUUGGCAACAGAGUUAUGGGCCUCAGGGAGUUUGGGUGUCCACAGGCCAGCCAAUAGGUGGGUACGGACCCCCACUUCCAACAGGUCGAGGAGCCCCUGCACAACCACCAUCACCUUUCAACGCUUUCCUUGUCACAGCCACCCCCACAGGGGGCUUUGGGGCACCUCAGGGAUAUCCACAGCAGGGGUAUGGCACCGCCCCCCAAUUCGGGUACAGUUUUGGUACCCCUCAAGGUGAUCAGUUUGCCCCACCAGGAGUGCCUCCCCCUCCCACCACACCUGGAACUGGACCUCUGGGGUUUGCCCCUGCCACCACUCCAACUCAGGACAUGAGCAAAGCUCCCACAGGACAGCCUGACUUCCCUUACAGCCAGUAUGGCUUGGGUAACUAUCCUCAGGACCCCUCUGCCUACGGACCAACGCGUCCUUCUCACAGUUAUGGUCAGGAUGAGCAGGGAUAUAGUGCAGGCUAUGGCCAGGACCUGAGUGGGUUUGGGCAGAGCUUUGCAGACCCCCAGCAGACCCCCUCAUAUGGGGCCCCAACAGCACAACCCUCCGCGGGACCCCAGCCGACAGCCAGCAGCUUCGGCCGUGGACAGAACCACAACGUACAGGGCUUCCACCCAUACCGGCGCUGAGAGUCACGUACACCGGAACACAGCGUGCAAAUGUCAGGGAAAUAUGUAUUCUGUUCACAAACAAAACUGGAUUUCCAGUGUGAUGAUCUUUGAACGUACACACAUACAUAUACACAUACGCAUACAGAUACACACACACACACACGCACACUCUCACUCAAGUACAAAAUGGUCACAUUGCCAGGGAUUUCAUUUUUGUUACAAACACAGACAUUCACACACUUGAUAUAAGAGAGCAGACUUUUGAAGAACCUUAAUUGCAAGAAGAGAGGAUCUUUUGUGGACUUUUCCGUGUGUUUUAUGGAGGACUAUUUAUGAACUGUUUUGCAAUAGAUUUUGACUGUCUGGUCAAACAUCAGCACAGAUAAAAUAUGCUACAUAUAAAAAUGACAACAGGGUCUCCACUUUCUCUUCAGCUUUAAUUCUUUUAGGGAAAAAGAAAGAAAAAGAACUUCAGGUUUUUAUUUUUCAUUUUGUGAUUUUUUUGUUUACG
Megalops cyprinoides (Indo-Pacific tarpon) is the source of this 1900-nucleotide messenger RNA. RefSeq names its product DAZ associated protein 1 (gene dazap1). The coding region runs from base 97 to 1407 and encodes 436 amino acids. The record is from RefSeq and is a predicted model, not a curated record. Gene Ontology annotation, cellular component: cytoplasm. The transcript is spliced from 13 exons. Gene Ontology annotation, molecular function: RNA binding. Lineage: Eukaryota; Metazoa; Chordata; Actinopteri; Elopiformes; Megalopidae.